UAUCUAUAGUUUAAUUAUCAAAUAAACAAUGAUUUGGGCUUUCUAAUUAUGAAGACAUAAUAGAUUAAUCCUUGUUUAUAUUAAUGUCCUUAAAUAUCCAUAGUACUUAAAGUUGAACUGUUAGGCCAUUCUUUUAAAAAUUACCUAGUGAUAGUUUAUUCAGACCACAUUUCUUAGUCAAAUUUUGGUGUUGCUAUGGGGUUCUGAUUGUGAAUUGGGCUGAAGUUGAAGGAAAAUUUUAUUAACAGAUUAGUCUCAAGUAGUUUCUUCUGAAAACCUAAUCUUCACAUUAGAUUUACAUUUGAAGUUUUAACUUUGGAUUAUUAUAAAAUUCUCAGAUAUGUGUACUUGAUAUUGAUUCAAUAUUCAUAUUAUUUUUAUUGAAAUAUGACGAUGUUUUAUCUUAGCCAAAAAGUAUGGCUGAAAAUUUGAUGCAGGAAUAAAGAUCCAAUGGUCACAUUGAAUUUGGAAUAAUGACUUUUGGGGGUCAAAGUUUUAAGUUCAUCACUUCGAUGUUACAUAACAAGUGGAAAUGCCCCAAAUAUCAUUAUUCUAAGAUUUAAAGUAUCAGAAAAUGAUGAAGUUGUUCAUACAACAUUGAAUUUUAAAUGUAGGAAAUUUCUUAAAAUUUCAUAUGUAAGUACAUGGUAAUGAUAUAUUAUGUCAUUUAAAAAAUAAAUACCCAAAUUAUCCCAGAAUAAGGUGAACUUCAGUGGUCAAAGUGCCUUAUUUUACAACUCCAGUAUUCAGUGUCAAAUAUUUAGUAAUAAAAACAUAUGAGCUGAUAAAUUGUUUUAAAUACAAAGAGGUAAGGUUACUUAGGCAUGUCUUGAUUUUCCCAAAAUCCAAUUGUAAUAUCAUUGUGAAAACUGCUAAAGGAAAAAUACUGAACUAGAUACUCUCAAGUGAGAUUUGAAAUGUCCCAGUCCUUGAAGGACAUAAAAUUGAAAAUGAUUGCAUUGAGUAGAUAUCGAAUGUAGAGACUAUUUUGGAAAUCAAUGAACGGAUCUAAAAACCACACCAUUAGCCACAUGAUGUCGCUGUAUACCACAAGUCUUGUCGAUGGAACUGUACAGAUCGCCGAAAACUAAAGGAGGAAGCUCCAUUUUGUCACAACCCGAGAGAAGACAAAAACGGUAAGGAGAUUAAUUACUGAAAAUAUAGAAUAAAAAAAGCAUGCUUUUUGAAGUAAAGUGAGAGCGGUACGAAAGGUGUAGCGCUUUUGCGAUGCUGUUUUCCAGGCGAGGAGGCAAGGGAGCCCGGCCCCUGCUGCUCUCACUUCUGCUCUUUGCUGCCUGGGAGGCUGGGAGCGGGCAGGUCCACUACUCGGUCUCCGAGGAGGCCAAACACGGCACCUUCGUGGGCCGCAUCGCCCAGGACCUGGGGCUGGAGCUGGCGGAGCUGGUGCCGCGCCUGUUCCGGGUGGCGUCCAAAGGCCGCGGGGACCUUCUGGAGGUAAAUCUGCAGAAUGGCAUUUUGUUUGUGAAUUCUCGGAUCGAUCGCGAGGAGCUGUGCGGACAGAGCCUGGAGUGCAGCAUCCACCUGGAGGUGAUGGUGGACCGGCCGCUGCAGGUUUUCCAUGUGGAGGUGGAGGUGAAGGACAUUAACGAUAAUCCACCGGUCUUCAGAGAGAGAGAACAAAGGUUAUUUAUUCCUGAAUCUAGACUGCUGGAUUCACGCUUCCCGAUAGAGGGCGCUGCUGAUGCAGACAUUGGUACCAACGCUCUUCUAACGUACACCCUCAGCCCCAGUGAUUAUUUCUCUUUGGAUGUACAGGCAAGUGAUGAACUGAGUAAGUCACUUUCGCUUGAAUUGAGGAAAUCUUUGGACAGGGAAGAAACACCAGAACUUCAUUUAUUAUUGACAGCCACUGACGGGGGCAAACCAGAGCUGGCAAGUACAGUUAAACUGCUGAUCACGGUGCUCGACGUUAAUGAUAACGCCCCAUUGUUUGCUCAGGCCGUGUACAGAGUCCACUUAUUAGAGACUACGGCAAAUGGAACAUUAGUGACCACAUUAAACGCCUCUGACGCUGACGAAGGUGUAAAUGGGGAAAUUGUGUUUUCCUUUGGCAAUGAUGUUCCUCUCAACAUUCAAAAACACUUCAAAAUUGAUCUCAGUUCAGGAGAAAUUAGGCUAAUUGGCAGACUGGAUUAUGAAGAAGCAAAAUCCUACGAAAUUCAGGUAAAAGCAGUUGAUAAAGGAAGUCCUCCAAUGUCAAAUCACUGCAAGGUUUUAGUGAAAGUGCUGGAUGUAAAUGAUAAUGCUCCAGAAUUGGCGGUCACGUCCCUGUCGUUGCCGGUCAGGGAGGACGCUCCACUCAGCACGGUCAUAGCCUUCAUCUCCGUGUCCGACCGUGACUCCGGUGUCAACGGCCAGGUGACCUGCUCCCUGACGCCUCAUGUCCCCUUCAAGCUGGUGUCCACUUUCAAGAAUUACUAUUCGCUGGUGCUGGACAGCGCCUUGGACCGCGAGAGCAUGGAGAACUAUGAGGUGGUGGUGAUAGCGCAGGACGGGGGCUCGCCUUCACUGUCGGCCACGGCCAGCGUGUCCGUGGAGGUGGCCGACGUGAACGACAACGCACCAGCGUUCGCGCAGCCCGAGUACACGGUGUUCGUGAAGGAGAACAACCCGCCUGGCAGCCACAUCUUCACGGUGUCUGCGCGGGACGCUGACGCGCAGGAGAACGCGCGGGUGUCCUACUCGCUGGUGGAGCGGCGCGUGGGCGAGCGUGCGCUGUCGAGCUACGUGUCGGUGCACGCGGAGAGCGGCAAGGUAUACGCGCUGCAGCCGCUGGACCACGAGGAGCUGGAGCUGCUGCAGUUCCAGGUGAGCGCGCGCGACGCGGGCGUGCCGCCUCUGGGCAGCAACGUGACGCUGCAGGUGUUCGUGCUGGACGAGAACGACAACGCGCCCGCGCUGCUGCCGCCUGGGGCGGGCGGCGGGGCCGGCGCGGUGAGCGAGCUGGUGUCGCGGUCGGUGGGCGCGGGCCACGUGGUGGCGAAGGUGCGCGCGGUGGACGCGGACUCUGGCUACAACGCGUGGCUGUCUUUCGAGCUGCAGCCGGCGGCGGGUGGGGGGCGCAGCCCGUUCCGCGUGGGGCUGUACACGGGCGAGAUCAGCACGACUCGCGCCCUGGACGAGGCGGACUCGCCGCGCCAGCGCCUGUUGGUGCUGGUGAAGGACCACGGCGAGCCGGCGCUGACGGCCACGGCCACUGUGCUACUGUCAUUAGUGGAGAGCGGCCAGGCGCCAAAGGCCUCGUCGUGGGCGCAGGUGGGCGCCUCGAGCGCAGAGACGGCGCUGGUGGAUGUCAACGUGUACCUGAUCAUCGCCAUCUGCGCGGUGUCCAGCCUGUUGGUGCUCACGCUGCUGCUGUACACGGCGCUGCGGUGCUCGGCACUGCCCUCCGAGGGUGCUUGCGGGCCGGGGAAGCCCAGGCUGGUGUGCUCCAGCGCGGUGGGGAGCUGGUCGUACUCGCAGCAGAGGAGGCAGAAGGUGUGUUCUGGAGAGGGGCCACCCAAGACCGACCUCAUGGCCUUCAGUCCCUGUGUUCCUCCCGGUCCGAACACACUGCAAGAGAAUGAACAUCCAGAAACAAAUUUGGACCUUUCCGGUAAUGUAAGUCUAAAUUUCAAGCUUUGGCUCUAUUUUUUAAAAAAAUUUAACUUAUCUAACCAUCUUUUCAAAUAUCAGUUUUAAAAAGGUGUUCAAAGUGUUCACUAAAAUUGAAAUAAAUCUUACCAUUUAAUGUAGAUAUUUAUUUAUUACUUGCAGCUGUGCCUUGAAUGGAACUUAGAAACAAACAAAAAAUCAAAUAGGACGAAUUGUCAUAUUCUUUGACUGAAAUAGUAGGAUACUGUCAAAAAAAUACUGAAAUACUAAGUAGUCUUGAUCAUCUCUAACACACGAUCUCAGCGUAGUCAAAUACAGUGACAUUUUCAGGUUUAUUUAUUACCUUUUAUCUCGUAGUGAAAUGUCAUGCCCUGGACAAAUAAUUAUCGG
Molecule: messenger RNA, 4005 nt
Organism: Equus caballus (horse)
Lineage: Eukaryota; Metazoa; Chordata; Mammalia; Perissodactyla; Equidae
Source: RefSeq, a predicted model, not a curated record